GCCCGAGGGCCGGCGGCGCGAGGCGGUCGGGCGGAGGCGGCGGCGGCGGCCGGUCCCGGGACAGCGACGCAGCGCGGCGGAGGCCGCGACAGGGCCGGUCAGGCUCCGCAGCCCGCCGCAGCCGCAGCCGCCGCCUCGCCGCUGAGGGCCCGAGAGCGCGGCGGCGGGUGCGCGGCCUGCGAGGACGGCCGGAGCGGCGGGCGCGGCGCGGCGCCGAGCGUCCUGUCAGGCGGCCGAGGGCGCCGCGGACCCGCGCCGAGAUGAUGCCGACUCUAUCCCCAACGUGGGGCUUGAACUCAUGACCCCGAGAUCAAGAGUUACACGCUCCACUGACUGAGCCAGCCAGAUGAUAUUAACCGUGUUCUUGAGCAACAACGAACAGAUUCUAACAGAAGUUCCUAUAACACCAGAAACAACAUGUCGAGAUGUUGUAGAAUUUUGCAAGGAACCUGGAGAAGGCAGUUGCCAUUUAGCUGAAGUGUGGAGGGGAAAUGAGCGUCCUAUACCCUUUGAUCACAUGAUGUAUGAACAUCUUCAGAAGUGGGGGCCACGCAGGGAAGAAGUGAAAUUUUUCCUUCGACAUGAAGAUUCCCCAACCGAGAGCAGUGAGCAAGGUGGCCGUCAGACCCAAGAGCAGAGAACUCAGAGGAAUGUGAUAAAUGUACCUGCAGAGAAACGCACAGAAAAUGGCGUUGGAAAUCCACGUGUAGAACUUACCCUCUCCGAGCUCCAGGAUAUGGCAGCUAGGCAACAACAGCAAAUUGAAAAUCAGCAGCAAAUGUUGGUUGCCAAGGAGCAGCGUUUACAUUUCCUAAAGCAGCAGGAACGCCGCCAGCAGCAGUCUAUUUCUGAGAAUGAGAAGCUUCAGAAAUUGAAAGAACGAGUCGAAGCCCAGGAAAAUAAGCUGAAGAAAAUUCGUGCCAUGAGAGGACAAGUAGACUACAGCAAAAUUAUGAACGGCAAUCUGUCUGCUGAAAUAGAAAGGUUCAGCGCCAUGUUCCAGGAAAAGAAGCAAGAAGUACAGACUGCGAUUUUACGAGUUGAUCAGCUCAGUCAGCAACUGGAAGAUUUAAAGAGAGGCAAGCUGAGCGGGCUGCAGUCGUGCAGUGGCAAGCUGGCGGGGCCGGCAGCGGCAGAGUUGAAGAGACUGUGCCAGGAGCUACAGAUUCGUAACCAGCUUAACCAGGAACAGACUUCAAAGCUCCAGCAGCAGAAGGAACUCUUGAAUAAACGCAACAUGGAGGUGGCCGUGAUGGACAAGCGGAUCAAUGAGCUGCGUGAACGUCUCUAUGGGAAGAAAAUUCAGCUGAGCCGUGUGAAUGGCACGUCGUCCCCGCAGUCACCGCUGAGCACCCCUGGCAGGGUUGCUGCGGUGGGGCCUUACAUCCAGGUGCCCAGCGCUGGCAGCUACUCUGUCCCAGGGGACCCCAUAAAGCCCCAGUCUCUUACUAUUGCCUCGAGUGCUGCCCAUGGAAGAUCCAAAUCUGAUGGCCGUGGGAAGCCCAAAGUGACCAGCUUGUGGACAGUGUCAGACCUUGACGUCGGGCCUGACUGCAGCUCCUCAGGGCGCUCUGCAAACCCGUUUGCAAACCCCAAUGAUGGCAACUGGCCGACAUUGAAACAAAAUUCCAACUCUUCAGUGAAGCCCACUGGUGUGGACUGGAAGGACUCAAGCAUGGAGGGUCCUCUCAAGCAGGGGACCGUCUCCAGCCAGCCAACGCCCUUGUCAACUUUAGGAGCCACGGAGAAGCUGGGCGUGGAGAUGGGUAAAGUGCCACCCCCCAUCCCUGGUGUCGGCAAGCAGCUGCCUCCGAGCUACGGCACGUACCCAAGUCCUGCACCCGUGGGCCCGGGCUCCACAAACUCCCUGGAGAGGAGGAAGGAAGGCAGCUUGCCCAGGCCCAGCGCCGGCCUGCCCAGUCGGCAGAAACCUACCCCACUGCCCCCCACGGCCAGCAGCCACCCGCCAGGUUCCUCACAGCAGAUUCAGCAGAGGAUUUCUGUGCCUCCAAGUCCCACGUACCCACCAGCAGGGCCCCCUGCAUUCCCAGCUGGAGAUAGCAAGCCUGAACUCCCGCUGACUGUGGCCAUUAGGCCCUUUCUGGCUGAUAAAGGGUCGAGGCCACAGUCCCCCAGGAAAGGACCCCAGACAGUGAAUUCAAGUUCCAUAUACUCCAUGUACCUCCAGCAAGCCGCACCUCCUAAGAAUUACCAGCCAGCAGUGCACAGCACCUUAAAUAAGUCUGUUAAAGCAGUGUACGGCAAACCCGUGUUGCCCUCCGGCUCAACGUCCCCGUCGCCGCUGCCGUUUCUUCACGGGGCGCUGGCCCCAAGCACGUCGCAGCCCCAGCCACCUUCAGAAAGCAUCGAGAAAGAGCCCGAGCAGGACAGCCCAGCCGCCCCCGGAGACGGCGGCACCAGCUCGGGCACCGUGGAGAGCCUGCCGCGGCCGCUCAGCCCCACCAAGCUCACACCCAUCGUGCACUCGCCGCUGCGCUACCAGAGUGACGCCGACCUAGAGGCCCUGCGCCGGAAGCUGGCCAACGCGCCGCGGCCCCUGAAGAAGCGCAGCUCCAUCACGGAGCCCGAGGGCCCCGGCGGGCCCAACAUCCAGAAGCUGCUGUACCAGCGCUUCAACACCCUGGCGGGGGGCAUGGAGGGCACCCCUUUCUACCAGCCCAGCCCCUCACAGGACUUCAUGGGCACGCUGGCCGACGUGGACAAUGGAAACACCACCAACGGGAACCUGGGAGAGGCCAGCCCUGCCCGGCCCACAGCCCCGCUCCCCGCUGAGCCUGCCCCGUCUUCGGACGCCAAUGACAACGAGCUCCCUUCCCCUGAACCGGAGGGCCUCAUCUGUCCCCAGAGCACCCACCAAACAGCUGAGCCUGCCGAGGAUGACAACAACAACGUGGCCACAGCCCCAUCCACAGAGCAGGUCCCCAGCCCUGGGGCCGAGGCCCCCUCACCAGGGGAAGACCAAGCCCCCCCAGCACUGCCCCCCGCUGUGCCCCCACCAGGAGCCUCUACGAGCAAACGGACCAACCUGAAGAAACCAAACUCAGAGCGGACGGGGCACGGGCUGAGAGUCCGGUUCAAUCCCCUGGCACUGCUCCUAGACGCUUCUCUGGAGGGAGAGUUCGACCUGGUGCAAAGGAUCAUCUAUGAGGUGGAAGACCCUAGCAAGCCCAACGACGAAGGGAUCACCCCCCUACACAACGCCGUCUGCGCCGGCCACCACCACAUCGUGAAGUUCCUGCUGGACUUCGGGGUCAAUGUGAACGCCGCCGACAGCGACGGCUGGACACCGCUGCACUGCGCCGCCUCUUGCAACAGCGUCCACCUCUGCAAACAGCUGGUGGAGAGCGGUGCCGCCAUUUUUGCCUCCACCAUCAGUGACAUUGAAACUGCGGCGGACAAGUGUGAGGAGAUGGAGGAGGGCUACAUGCAGUGCUCCCAAUUCCUGUACGGGGUGCAGGAGAAGCUGGGCGUGAUGAACAAAGGAGUGGUGUACGCUCUGUGGGGUUAUGAGGCCCAGAACAGCGAUGAGCUGUCUUUCCACGAAGGGGAUGCCAUCACCAUCCUGCGGCGCAAGGACGAGAGUGAGACCGAGUGGUGGUGGGCUCGCCUUGGGGACCGGGAGGGCUACGUGCCCAAGAACCUGCUGGGGUUGUAUCCACGGAUCAAACCCCGACAGCGAACGCUAGCCUGAACUUCCCUUUGGAGCAUUGCACGGGCUUGCCAGCCGAGGAGCCACCAGAGAGACCGCUGUUUGUCCAGAAAAGCUGAAGCUAGACAUGGUUUAUAAUGGUGCUCACUUCUGCAGACAGCAUCCACAAUGUGAAAUUCCUGCAGUUUCUAGGUGAGGCCCUUUCUUCAGUUUGCCCAUAACUGGGAGAGGUACUUUUGCCUCCAAGAAGACUGAAUUUUGCCAAUUACUGUAAAUCCAAAUAAAUAUCCAGCUUUCUAAACAAUUGUCCCUGUUGCCAGUAAGAAUCCCUGAAAUUUCCCUGGUUGGUUGCCAAUGAAGACGAACCCUCUUACUGACUUGGCCCCAAGGCCGUCCCUCGUUCUCGAUGUCACCCCCACCCCAACACUGAAAACUUGCAACCGCAGUCAGGUGUGCCCCCUGCUCGAGCCCACCCUGUCACUGGAAGUCCUGGCACCCCACCGCCCUUCCCACCCUCCCCACGUGCAUCUCUUCCUUCCCCUACCAAAGGGGCCUCCGUAUGGAAACGUCUGUCAGUGGUGGUGCUUGGUGCGUGUGUCCCGGGCACUGGUGUAGGUCACCUACAUAAGGCUGGUGGUGCCGGGCUGGACCGGCACAGUGCAGGCGCCGGGGCCCUGAAUCAGGAGCCACCAGCCAGCACCCUGCCUUCCCUGCAGCCUCUUGCUGCUCAGGUGGGCCGGGCUGGGGCAGACGGUGGGGGGGUGCCUGCUCGGAGGGUGGGGGCCAGCCAUGACGCAGUAGCCUUUGCCCCGUCCAGACUCAAGUUGGAACUGUACGUCCAGCCUUUUCUAUACCAAAAGUAUUUUUUGACUAGACCAUUCAAAACUACCAGAAUGAUACUGGAAAAUUUUUUUUCUCAUUAAAAGCCAGGACUUUGGGCUUUAUUUUCCAUGUAGGAGUCCUGUGUAUAAUUUAUGUAUGAACCCGCUGCUGUAGCUCGUCACCUUCAAGCUUCGAUUGUACAGUGUGGUGACGACACGCGAGCGCCCCCGCGACGGCCUCUGGUGCCGGCGGCCCCCCGCUGCGCCCUGUAAACGUGCACAAUAAACCGCUGUCUGUCUCUCC
This is a messenger RNA of Mirounga angustirostris (Northern elephant seal), 4795 nucleotides long. It is a transcript of the gene PPP1R13B, whose product is annotated as protein phosphatase 1 regulatory subunit 13B. The transcript is spliced from 19 exons. Gene Ontology annotation, cellular component: nucleus. NCBI's taxonomy places the organism in Eukaryota, Metazoa, Chordata, Mammalia, Carnivora, Phocidae. Gene Ontology annotation, biological process: negative regulation of cell cycle; apoptotic process; regulation of apoptotic process. The coding region runs from base 347 to 3712 and encodes 1121 amino acids. Gene Ontology annotation, molecular function: p53 binding; transcription factor binding. The record is from RefSeq and is a predicted model, not a curated record.